AUGAUGCCCGUCCCACGCGGCAGAUCCGCAAACCAGUCCAUGACAUUUUUAGCUCUUGCUGCAGAUCUCCAUGGCUCCGACCCUAAGGGAAAGUGUGUUGAGACGCACUAUGUAGGCUGGAGACGCAUCGCGUGGGCUCACACACCAAGCUUGUCGAGCCGCAGGGCAGCCUGGGAGCCACUCCGCUCCUCAGCAACACGGCGAUGCUUGUAA
Messenger RNA from Auxenochlorella protothecoides, 213 nucleotides. RefSeq lists its product as hypothetical. NCBI's taxonomy places the organism in Eukaryota, Viridiplantae, Chlorophyta, Trebouxiophyceae, Chlorellales, Chlorellaceae. The transcript has a single exon. The record is from RefSeq and is a predicted model, not a curated record. The coding region runs from base 1 to 213 and encodes 70 amino acids.